GAUGGGUGUGGGAAUGGCCGAAUUCCUGGAGAAGAAGGUGUCUUGCAUGAAGGAAUGGGACAAGUACUGUCAUUAUGUGGCGGGUCUGGUGGGGAUCGGUCUGUCCCGUCUGUUCUCCGCGUCCCAGCUGGAGGAUGCUGAGGUGGGCCGGGACACGGAGCUGGCGAACUCCAUGGGUCUGUUCCUCCAGAAGACCAACAUCAUCAGGGACUAUCUGGAGGACCAGCAGGAGGGAAGGGCUUUCUGGCCACAGGAGGUACAAGCCUUUAACCCUGCUCUCGUCCCGUUCCUGAUGCGCUUCCAUGACCGUGUUGUAAAUUUGCAGUAAAAAAUGGCAGCUUUGGUUUCCGAAACUUUACCAAAUA
Molecule: messenger RNA, 365 nt
Organism: Sinocyclocheilus rhinocerous
Lineage: Eukaryota; Metazoa; Chordata; Actinopteri; Cypriniformes; Cyprinidae
Product: squalene synthase-like
Exons: 2
Coding region: 2-328 (108 amino acids)
Biological process (GO): farnesyl diphosphate metabolic process; cholesterol biosynthetic process
Cellular component (GO): endoplasmic reticulum membrane
Molecular function (GO): squalene synthase [NAD(P)H] activity
Source: RefSeq, a predicted model, not a curated record